Molecule: messenger RNA, 2751 nt
Organism: Wallemia ichthyophaga EXF-994
Lineage: Eukaryota; Fungi; Basidiomycota; Wallemiomycetes; Wallemiales; Wallemiaceae
Product: Transcription factor IIIB 60 kDa subunit
Exons: 5
Coding region: 1-2751 (916 amino acids)
Biological process (GO): transcription preinitiation complex assembly; DNA-templated transcription initiation; transcription by RNA polymerase III
Cellular component (GO): transcription factor TFIIIB complex; transcription preinitiation complex; nucleus
Molecular function (GO): RNA polymerase III type 3 promoter sequence-specific DNA binding; RNA polymerase III general transcription initiation factor activity; TBP-class protein binding
Source: RefSeq, a predicted model, not a curated record
AUGCCGCAACAGCCAUGUAGAGAUUGUGGCAGUACAGAAAUAGACUACGACAGCUCAUCUGGAUGCUCAUUCUGUGCUAAAUGUGGUAUUGUUUUCGAGGAGUCAAAUAUCGUAUCCGAGAUUGGAUUUGGGGAGUCGUCAUCUGGACAAGCUCAUGUACAGGGUACGCUUGUAUCGCAUGAUGCCGCCGGCACUUCCCGCCAAUCGAGAGACAAGACCAUAUCAGAAGGCAAACGUCGCGUUAAGCAGCUCGCAGCCGCUCUCAGAAUCUCAGAAGCAGUUUCAGACUCAGGUGAAAGAUUCUACGCACUAGCCGUACAAAAUGAGUUUAUACGUGGACGUAAAUCUGUCUACGUUGUCGCAGCUUGCUUAUACGCCGCCUGUCGUACACUACGCGACUCACACAUGCUAAUUGAUUUCAGUGAUCUGAUGCAGAUCAACGUCUUCGCUUUGGGCACCACCUACCUCCGUCUCGUCGAGAGAUUGGAUCUCAAACUGCCGAAAAUGGACCCUUCCAUCUACAUACAAAGAUUCGCAUCUCUCCUCGAAUUCGGUCAGGAAACUCAGAGAGUCGCCAGUGACGCUACUCGCUUGUGUAAACGCUUCGAUGAGGAUUUCAUCACUCAUGGUCGUCGUCCUGCUGGCAUUUGCGGCGCUGCUCUCAUACUCGCUGCUAGGAUGAACAACUUCAGAAGAUCAGUCGAGGAAAUUGUGCAAGUCGUCAAAAUCGCUGAUGUCACCGUUCAGAAACGUCUCGAUGAAUUUGGAAAAAGCGCUGCAGGUGAUUUGACAGUCGAGAAUUUCCGCGAUGACGAACGGGCUAAAAAUUGGAAAGAACCACCGAGACCUCCCACAUACCAUAAUGCAAGAAAGAAGGAAAUGAUGGCAAAGGAAAUUGAAACAGAUCCUCAAGGUGAACUCGCCAAGAAGCAAGAUAGAUCCAAAAAGUUGAAUAGAGUGUUUGAUAAAACUACUCGACCAAGGAGAAAGAACGAUGACCCUGAUCAGAAGCAAUUUGAUGACUAUUACAAGACUAUCGUUGGUGUCUCUGCUGAUUUUUUCCAAGAGGAGGACGGUAAAGAUGCAACCAAGAAAAUCACCGCUAAAGGAUUGAACAAAAAGAUGAAAAAGGCAUACGAAGAGAAAGCUAGAAGGAACCGUGCCAUAGACAGUGAUGACAAUUAUGAUCAGCUUGAGAGUGAAGAUGAUGAGGUUGGCAAUAGUGGUAAAGAUGGUGAGACACCGCUAUUUGAGGAUUCAGAUGAGGAUAUUCCAAGGCGACUCCGUCGCUCACGACCUACACGUGCCAAUCGCUCUGAGUCAGCAGAAGAAGAUCAGGAUGGUCGUCAUUCUAUUGACCAGGGUACCUCCAAUCAACCUGCAAAAUUGAGGGACGCCAUGGGUCCCGGAAAUGAAAGCACUAAUGAAGAGAUGCAAUCCAACACUGUACAAGGAAAAGACUUCCAACCUCCACACAGAGAUAAAUCUGCCACUCCAGGAGACGCAUCACAUCCUCCAAAUAAGUCUUUCAAUCACACAAGUAACGUCAUCGAAACUCUCGAAGAGAAUGGUCCGCAAAGUGAAGACGAGGUGCAUGCAAAUGACGAAGAGAAGGGGAGUGAGAGGGAGAAUGAAGAAAAGAUUGUUCAAGAGGAUGAAAAGGAAAACGAAGAUGAAGAUGUUCGUAUGCAAGUUGAAGAGGGAGGUGACAAGCAGACUGGGAAUAUUGGAGACUCUCAGCAGAUACAACUCGAGCAAGAGCCAGGACAAUUGCCUAGUCAUUCUUCUCCACAGGAAAGAUCUGACAAUGUGCCUGUUUCACCUUCUCAAACAAGACAUUCUCAUGAGCCAAAUCAAUCGCCUCAGCCAGUCAAAGAGGCACAUCAAUCAAACGAAUCUGCCACUCACGAAACACAGGAUGCAUCUCAAUAUCGUGCUUCUACAGAAUUAGACACUCAAGAGCCUCGGGAGGUACCUCAACCUCGUGCUGUGGAAGAACCAACCACUCAACAGCCACCGGAAGAAGCAGCAAAAAACAUGGACGACAAGGAAGAUGAGAAGGAGGAUGAAAAAGAGGACGAGAAAGAAGAUGAGAAAGAAGACGAAAAGGAGGAUGAGAAGGAAGACGAGAAGGAAGACGAAGAGGAAGUAAUAGUUGAUGAAACAGACGAACCAACUCAAGUCGAUCAAGAUAAAAAACAAAGUGGACCAGAAGAGAAAGAAAUUACAGAAGAGAUAUCACAUGCACUCGGUGAUCCAAACAUCCAAUCACUCACUAAUAGACUUGACAACGUUGAUGACAGACGUCGAGCAGAAUUGGAAAGACGCAAUGCGAAUGUAGAUGAGCUACAAGGUCUAGAUGAGGAGGAGCUCGAUGAUAUGAUUCUUGGUGACAGUGAAGUUAAAGUGAAAGAGAGAAUAUGGAUGGAGUUCAACAAAGACUAUCUCGAAAAGAUUGCCAUUCGUCAAGCUACAGGUCAAGAUACGCAGAAGAAGCCACGUCGCAAAAAGCGUAAGGCUAAAGAACAGUCAGUAAAGCCUGAGAAUCUGACAGAGGCAGCGUCGCAAGUUCUCAAACAGCGUAAGGUAUCAAAGAAAAUCAAUUAUGGUGCGCUUGAAGGACUGUUUCACAAAGACAACAGAGAAGUCAACAGCUUGGCACCGGGUGAAGUAGAUGAAAAAGAAGAUGAGAAAGAAGACGAAGAGGAAGAAGGGGAUGCUGAAGAGCACCCUGCGCCUGAUCACUUGUAA